CAUGACCAUGACAUCAUCACAGGUCCUUUCACUUCCUAGGACCUAGUGUCUACAUGAAGCUUCUCUCACGUGUAGCUGGAGGCUGCGGUACCGCAGUACGCUUCGGCUUCCACUAUGUUUGUCAUAGUAGAGAUGGUGGACACGGUGCGGACGACUCCAUGGCAGUUUGAACGCAAAUUAAAUGACUCAAUUGCUGAAGAACUAAACAAGAAAUUGGCCAAUAAGGUUGUGUAUAAUGUUGGCCUGUGCAUUUGUCUGUAUGACAUCACUAAGCUGGAGGACUCCUACAUUUUCCCUGGUGAUGGAGCUUCUCACACCAAAGUCCAUUUCCGCUAUGUUGUCUUCCAUCCCUUCCUUGACGAGAUCCUUAUGGGGAAAAUCAAAGGCUGCAGCCCUGAAGGAGUUCACGUAUCUCUCGGAUUCUUCGAUGAUAUUGUUAUACCCCCGGAGUCCUUGCAGCAGCCGGCUAAAUUUGAUGAGGCGGAACAAGUUUGGGUUUGGGAGUAUGAAACAGAGGAAGGCGCUCAUGACCUCUACAUGGAUAUCGGUGAAGAUAUCCGAUUCCGCGUUGUAGAUGAGACCUUUAUAGAUACUUCUCCAACUGGACCGAGUGCUUCCGAGUCAUCCUCCUCCACCGCUGCAGAAGAGACGCAACGUAAAGAGGCACCGUACACAUUAGUGGGGUCCAUAAGUGAGCCUGGACUGGGUCUUCUUUCCUGGUGGACGAACAAUUGAAGAUCAAGGAAUUUAACACCGUUCACAUUUCUCCAACAAAACUUUUGUUAAACAAAUGGAGCCAACCUGAAGUUACCAGGAUGAUGUAACAAAAAGGAGUGAAGAUUUGUGAAUAAUAUGCUCACGAGACGUGUGGACUCUCCAUAGAAGUGUUUUAAUUUACCUUUUUUGUACAGUUUAAGAAAAGUGAUGGAACUUGUAAAUGAAUAUGUCUUAUGGCAUAAAAUGAUGUAAUGCUUUCCUA
This is a messenger RNA of Hyla sarda, 979 nucleotides long. RefSeq names its product RNA polymerase III subunit H (gene POLR3H). Gene Ontology annotation, biological process: transcription initiation at RNA polymerase III promoter; DNA-templated transcription. NCBI's taxonomy places the organism in Eukaryota, Metazoa, Chordata, Amphibia, Anura, Hylidae. The transcript is spliced from 7 exons. Bases 115 to 735 code for a protein of 206 amino acids. Gene Ontology annotation, molecular function: DNA-directed RNA polymerase activity; DNA binding. Gene Ontology annotation, cellular component: RNA polymerase III complex. The record is from RefSeq and is a predicted model, not a curated record.